Molecule: messenger RNA, 1131 nt
Organism: Nematocida parisii ERTm1
Lineage: Eukaryota; Fungi; Microsporidia
Exons: 1
Coding region: 1-1131 (376 amino acids)
Source: RefSeq, a predicted model, not a curated record
AUGGGAAGAGCACUUAUAGGAGAAUACAGUAUAAAGAACAAACCAUUCAGUAUAAGAAUUAAUACAAUGGGGGUAAUAGAAAGGUAUAGACGGUUUAUAAGUAUAUACAAGAAUAAUAGAAUCAUAUCAAAGAAUGUUGAAUUUAUAGUUAGUUAUAUAUUCAAUGAUAAUGUGGAUGUAGACAGUGAUGAAAAUCUGACAGAUACUGAAUUUAAAUGCAUAUUAGCAAUGGUAAUGUAUGGAAUUCAGGUUAGCAUAAAUGCCAUACAAACCCAGAAUAUUAACAGGCUGAAAAUGCACCUUGCUAAGAUGUCACCCGAUGCAGUAGAACUCAUUAAAACAAACUUACUAGAAGAAAGUGAAGGAGUAGAGACACUAAAAACCGCAUUGGAUGAGACAAUUAAGACAUACCUUUAUAAUAUGGAUAGGUUCAGUGUGGACAAUGAGGAAGAGACUAACUUAGACUGCUUUUAUAGGCAUAUGGAUGAAUUUAAUCAUUGUAAAACAUUUAGCUGUGGAGAAUAUGUGCAAAAUGAUUUAGUCCAAAUUCAUUAUAAUGCACUUGCUAUAAGGAGUGUGUUUAACAGCAAUUUAAAGAGUGAAGGAGGUCUUUAUACUCUGAGUGAUUUAUACACAAAACAGAAGAAUGGGAAGUAUUUAAUUGAUUAUGGACUAAAGUGCAUUUACAGGAACAUACAUUUAUUAAAGGGAGUCGCAGCUGGACUGAAAAGAAUAAAGGAUGAAGAGACUUCUAAAGAAGAAAAAAUACAAAGUAUUGAAAGACUUAUGACAUUAGAUGAUUUAAGAAUACUUAGAAGUAUCUGCACAUACCGUGAUCAAAUAUUAACUGAAAGAAAGUUUAUGCGAUACCUAUUGGAGAUAGAUAACUUACUAAAGCAAAAAAUUGAUUCUGAUGGAAUUGUAUCUGGUGAGGAUGGAGUAGACUUGUACCAUGAAAUGCGAGAAAUGGCAGUUGAACCAAAAGUGUUGAAAUAUAUUAUAAAGCAGACUAUACUGUCCUAUGCUAGAACGUAUAUAAAUAAUGCUUUACAUAAAUAUACAACAGAAACUAAAGAGACUUCUAAAGAAGACCGAUAUAAUUGUGUUAGACCAGGCGUAUACACAGUUUAA